GGGCGGUGUGUUCCUGUUAGCGCGACUGGUGCGUGGAGCUAGUGGUCAUGGCGACUCGCCGAGCUCUGCACUUCGUAUUUAAAGUGGGGAACCGCUUCCAGACUGCGCGUUUCUAUCGUGAUGUCCUGGGGAUGAAGAUUCUGCGGCAUGAGGAGUUUGAAGAAGGCUGCAAAGCUGCCUGCAAUGGGCCUUAUGAUGGGAGAUGGAGUAAAACAAUGGUGGGAUUUGGACCUGAGGAUGAUCAUUUUGUUGCAGAACUGACUUACAAUUAUGGCAUCGGAGACUACAAGCUUGGCAAUGACUUUAUGGGUAUCACACUCGCUUCUAGCCAGGCUGUCAGCAAUGCCAGGAAGCUGGAGUGGCCGCUCAGUGAAGUCGCAGAAGGUGUUUUUGAAACCGAGGCCCCAGGAGGAUAUAAGUUCUAUCUGCAGGAUCGAAGUGCGCCUCAGUCAGACCCUGUGUUAAAAGUAACUCUAGCAGUGUCUGAUCUUCAGAAGUCCUUGAACUACUGGUCUAAUCUACUGGGAAUGAAAAUUUAUGAACAAGAUGAAGAGAAGCAAAGGGCUUUGCUGGGCUAUGCUGAUAACCAGUGUAAACUGGAGCUACAGUGCAUCAAUGGUACAGUUGAUCACGCAGCAGCUUUUGGAAGAAUUGCCUUUUCUUGCCCCAAAAAAGAGUUGCCUGAUUUAGAAGACUUGAUGAAAAGGGAGAAGCAGAAGAUUCUGACUCACCUGGUGAGUCUGGAUACCCCAGGGAAAGCAACAGUACAAGUGGUCAUUCUGGCCGACCCUGAUGGACAUGAAAUUUGUUUUGUGGGGGAUGAAGCAUUUCGAGAACUCUCUAAGAUGGAUCCCAAGGGAAGCAAAUUGUUGGAUGACGCAAUGGCAGCAGAUAAAAGUGAUGAAUGGUUUGCUACACAAAAUAAACCAAAGGCUUCAGGUUAACAGAAGACAUCCCGUGGGAGAAGCAUUUUCCUUCCUAGCUCCCAGGAGGUUUGAUGUGUCCAUUCGUGAUAAAUGCUCUCACAACUUGGUUGUUUCCUAUAUAGGCAAGGAAGCUGGGGUAGUGAAGAUAAUAUGUGUUUUAAUCUUAUGAAAGCUCUGAUAUAUUUUAGGUAUACAAUCCUAUUAUUGUCAGGCCGGUUAGAGGAGAACUCUUACUGUAAUCUGCACUGUCGCUGGAAUGGCACAGUCUGCAUGUAACUGUAUAGAUGAGUAAUAAAUUAUUUUCCGGUCUAGGGCAGCUAUAUGGGACAUUACCUUUGCUUGGGAUGGAAGGAAUUUCGGUAAGCAUGUGGAUUUUAUGAGACCACCUGUUCAGAUAAAUCCAAAUCAUAUUGCUUAUAAAGGAAUACUCCAGCAUCUGAUGAUAGUGUGUUGUUCUGAUGUCUUACUCUGGCAGGCCUUGACAUUUAAACAUUUUUUAAAAAUUUAUUCCUUGAACCAAAAGGUUUGGUUCACACCCCUGCAUUCCUUGCUUUAAAAUUUUGAGUAGCCAGAGAAAAUAGACAAGGAUCUAAUGUGUUGUGUUGCUGCAUGCCUGGCUUGGGCGAGUUUCCUUAUAUAAUUUCUAAAAAUCUUCACAAGAAGAGAACAUGUUAAAUUUCUUAAAAAUGGAUUAGAUGAUUUCUUUGGCCUGAAAAAAAUUUUUUUAGUGUUUUCUUGUAAUUUUCUGUUUGGUUCUAUAAAACAGAUUAAUUUAAUCAUUGGCAACAAAAUUAUAUUGGGCAUAUUUAUUAUUAAAUGUUUUUCAAAGAUGUCAUUCCGAAAUUGAGCUGUUAAUACCAGCCUGUAAGAAUCAUUAUUUAAAGUGGUGGGCAGGUUCAAAUUUUAGGAAAGAGAUUGAUGAGAUCGGAAGGGAUUGACCCAGACGAUACCAGUCCCAGGAUAAUAUAUAUUAAAUUACUUAUAAGUCAGAGCCUCUGCUCUUCUCCCUUGCUGGCAGGGUGGAGUAUGGAAAUUUCAGGGUGAAUUUCAGCUCACCUGCUUAUAGAGUGAUCUUACUUUCACUGAGAGAAAAUAGUCUUUUUCUUGCUUCGCAGCAUUUUUCAUCCAGCUUAAAUGCUCUAUCUUAAGGAAGCAACCAUGAGUUUCAAAGCAAACUAAAUUAUUUAUGUUCUUGCUCUAUACGAAUGUUCACUUUUUUUUCUCCUUAUACACGGGGAAGUUAUUGUAUGAAUUUGUAAUAAUCAAAGUUCUAUGUCUGUUUAGACUAUGAUUUAUUCUCAGGGUUUCUAUUACAUUAAAUAAUUCUUGAUUUUUAUCUCUACUAAUGGUGUUCUUGUGAAAAAUAAA
Messenger RNA from Pteronotus mesoamericanus, 2294 nucleotides. It is a transcript of the gene GLOD4, whose product is annotated as glyoxalase domain containing 4. Bases 48 to 944 code for a protein of 298 amino acids. The record is from RefSeq and is a predicted model, not a curated record. The transcript has 9 exons. NCBI's taxonomy places the organism in Eukaryota, Metazoa, Chordata, Mammalia, Chiroptera, Mormoopidae.